Molecule: messenger RNA, 1737 nt
Organism: Periophthalmus magnuspinnatus
Lineage: Eukaryota; Metazoa; Chordata; Actinopteri; Gobiiformes; Gobiidae
Product: AP-1 complex subunit sigma-2
Exons: 5
Coding region: 67-528 (153 amino acids)
Biological process (GO): vesicle-mediated transport; intracellular protein transport
Cellular component (GO): intracellular membrane-bounded organelle; membrane coat; AP-1 adaptor complex
Molecular function (GO): clathrin-cargo adaptor activity
Source: RefSeq, a predicted model, not a curated record
GUCCGGGUUUCUGUGAAGCGUUGGGUGGUUUAGUUCCUCUGAGUAGAGCUUACAGUGUUAUUUAAGAUGCAGUUCAUGCUCUUGUUCAGUCGGCAAGGCAAGCUGCGGCUUCAGAAAUGGUACGUGCCUUUAUCGGAUAAAGAGAAGAAGAAGAUCACCCGAGAGCUGGUGCAAACUGUCCUGGCCCGAAAGCCCAAAAUGUGCAGCUUUUUAGAGUGGAGAGAUCUCAAGAUUGUAUAUAAAAGAUAUGCCAGUCUGUACUUCUGCUGUGCUAUCGAGGGCCAGGAUAAUGAGCUGAUCACUCUGGAGAUCAUUCACAGAUACGUGGAACUGCUGGACAAAUACUUUGGCAGUGUUUGUGAGCUGGACGUUAUAUUCAACUUUGAGAAAGCCUACUUCAUUCUAGAUGAGUUCCUUCUUGGUGGUGAGGCUCAGGAGACAUCAAAGAAAAAUGUGUUAAAGGCCAUAGAACAGGCUGACCUACUACAGGAGCCCCGUCAUGAGUACUUUAACGUGCCUGUGUACUGACUGGCCCCCUCUGCUGGUGCUGCUGCUGCUUCAUAUCUGCAUGACUGAGCUCCUCUCUGCUCCCUCUGUGUUCAUGGUGGAGGGUCAGCACAUGGCAGAUCUCAAACAACACUGUCACCUGGUGAAAAUUACACUUUUGCAGUUAUUUAAACUCAUAUUAAAUUAAAUGAUAUAUCUAUAUUCUGAUAAUCAAUCAAUUUUAAUACUAUAACGAUGAUUGGACGGUUGGUAUCCAUUUUUGUCAGUUGUUCCCUGAAUUAUAAAACCUUGUGACAAAGAGCACAAAGUUCUACUCAUAUCUAAAUAUCACAAGGCUACUAAGAAUAACUUGUGGCAGUGUUGUUGAUGCUUGUCACUAAAUGCUUGUCAUUAAAUGUUCCCUUGAACUUUUCUAUAUUGUUUGUCAUCACUGUAAAACUGCAAGUUGCAUCAUGUGUCAUCUUAAAAACAUUUUAUUUACACAUGAUUUCGCCAAACCACUGAGGAUGUAACAUGAUUCAACUUAUCAUAUUUUUGUUACAUGUUUUGUAUUUUGUGUUUGGUCAUUUUAGGUAAAUGGGAUAUAGGUUAUAAAAGUAUGACUAUCUUCCAUACUUAAAAUACUUAUGUUGUUUAUGAGGAUUGAAAUAUUUGUUUAGAUUCAUUUGAUUAGCUUAAUAUUUAGAAAUACAUGUACAUUUUUGGUUUGUCGCUUUCAUUUUACUCAUUAACAGUGUGUGAAUUCAAGCUGUAUUUAUGUUUUUGGAGCAAACCUGCAGUACAUCAAGCACUAAACUUUUACUAAUUUGAGUAGCAAUAUUCAGACUGUAACGGCAUGUAAUACUAGGUUAUUGCUCUGUACUUAGACUAGUUAUAAUUAGUUAUACAUUGAGCGAUCCAACAAAUGCCACAAAAUUGAGAUUACUAAGCUUUAUUUAUCUAGAUUUUAAAUGCACUUUGACAAAACACUGUAUUCUGUGUCCAACGUAAAACAGUGCAAUAGCUGACCAUGAUAACUGUCUGAUAACUAUAUAAUAUUCAAAUAAAUGUUUUUAUUAAAUGAAAUGUAACUCACGCAUGUGUUGUUUCUUUAAAACUGCAUUUGUAAGUAUGGUGGUUGUAGUCUCCUUUGUCCCCUGGGUGACUGUCUGGUGCGUCUUCUUUAUUUUCUGCUGAACCUUGCUGUAGGACUCCAAAGUAAGUACUUCUUUUCUUCUCGCUGCAUUGUCC